AAACACAUUACUUCAAAACGUAUUUGUGUUCACCGUAUUGUUUAUCGUUCUUUGUUGCCAUGACAAUAGCCGCUUGGUGAAGGCGUGUUACGCAAGUGUACUUUGACUGCAGUUCACCGCAGUGGCCUGCAGGGGUCAGAGUUAACAGGUACCACAGCAACCGCAGCAUCCCGGAUCAGAGAGAAAGAGAGAGAAGUGAGCACCGAAGCUGAAGAGAGAUGCUCCUCUCAAAGCAUCGAGCUGAAGCGAGCUCGUUCAGUCAGCGGGUCUGCUGUGGGAGAGAGCGGGCGGAGAGUGGGCUGAAUGAGGGCAGACUGAACCUGUGAUUCUCGAAGGUUUGCCACCAGAUGAAUGAACAAGGCAUUUCAAGGUCCUCAAAGCUGAUGUGAUGUCAUCAAGUGCAUUGCCCUGUUAAGAAACAAACAAACACAGCUCAGUUCUUUGGCGGUAUCUUGGAACAGAAAUGGAAAUAAUGUGAGAUUAGGUUGUGAUUCUGCACUCCAUCCAAACUGUAAACUUUGAAAGCCUAGGUACAGGCAAGUGAGAGAACAAUACAUUUGAUGGAUCCAGGAUUAUUGUGGAGCUUUUGAGAGGGAAGCUCAGACUUAUACAACAUGAAUGUGCAAGGAAAGAUACAAGCCAGUGAAGUCAACCAACAAGAAGAAAUACAGAACGACGACAAGCAGCCUUUACUAGAAACAGUGGAAGACGCCAAUGCCAAUCAAAUCACCAAAGAGAACAUUUAUUCAGAUUACAGAGAGCAUGGCAGCCCACUACCCCCUCUGGUGUCGCACUCCGAAGCCCAGGAGAGGAUCAUUAUCUGGGGAACACAUACUCGAAGUGAAGACCCUGAGCUUGAAGAGUUUGAACUGCUGGAGUGUCAAGAGCUAGAAACAUUUGUAGUGGAAGAAGAAGAACAGGUAGACAUGCAGAGUGAAAGAAGCAGGAAGGGAGCAAAGAACUUCAGUGACAAAGAGUUGUCAUCUACAGCCAUCAGCACCACUUUUGGCUCCCCUUGGAAAGACCACAAUGAAAACCAUAGUGUGGAUGGAGAUGUAAAUGAGAACUCUCAGCCCCUUGACCUCAGGACCUCCAGCUCUCGCUCUGGUGCGAACCGGACCCUGAGAGAUGCACGAAGUGGUUCUGAGAGCAAUGUCUUUUCAUCUUCUCUUUCUGCAGUGACCAGCCUCAGUGGAAGUUUAGCCAGUGCCCUGGACAGUGCAGGCCGCACACAGCCUCUCUCUUCCCAGUCCACCAAGUCUACCUCAGACAAAGGCAGGAACCAGCAUCCAGCUACUACCGAGUCCUACAUCCACUCAGAGAGAAACAGGGAGCUUCCCAGGGAUUUGGACCAAAACCAUAACUCUACCACACUGCCUCAGGAACCACAAUAUGACCGAAGUAAGCUAAUGCAUCCUUCAUUUGGAGCAGUAAAACUGCAAAAAUUCCAAAUGGAAGCAGAGCAGAAUGCUGGGAAAAGGAUGUCAACCGAGGUGCCGAAAGGUAUGGUGAGGGUGCUGCCUUCUUGCAGGCAGCUAGUCCGCCCUCUUUCUACUGAAAAACGACUAACCUCAGGAUACCCCAGCAUAGACACCCAGGCAGACCAGCAACAAUCCCACUUCUCAGAGACAGGUCAGACCCAUCCACAAGUGCUGCCGACUACAGAAGUCAACAGCAAUCCCAUCGCAGACUCAGAGACACCUUCCAACCAGACUUUUACGCAAGAAGCCCAACGCUUGAAGAGGCAAAGCUCAGCAGAUCGUGCUGCAAGUCCCUCCAGCCUAGAAAGGAAGACUCACUUCAGCCGACGGGCCUACAGCAGUCCGACUAGACCUUCAACACCUCCAUCUCCCAAGACCAUAAGAUCUCCUCAAAGACAGCCUCCUUCCUCACCCAUCAAGACUUUACCUUCUCGAGGUCCUCAGUUGGGUUAUGCUGGGUAUAGCUCGGGCUUAAGAGCCCCAGUUAAAACCACAAUCAACACAAGCAUCCAUAAAACUCCUCCACAGCAGGCGUCAAUGGAGACUUCCCCUCCAAGCAAGUGCCUGCCAAAACCGAAAAGCGUCCGGCCCAAAAUCAUUACGUACAUUCGGAAGACACCCCAAGUGAAACCCCAGUCUCUUGAGGGAACUUACGAGGUGUCGUCCUUACCUACGAGACUCUCAACAUACAGCAGCACACAGGCCAAACCAGCGGUCGGAGAUCAAGGGGAAGCCACUGUGCUGAGUGCCUCAAAUUUACUCUAUGAUAAGUAUCGUCAAGAGAUGCAGAAGGUUCGGUUCUUCUCGCCUGGACUGAUGGUGUCUGGGAUUAAGCCACCCAGCAACACCAUGCCCCAUAAAAUGGCAGGCAGAGCAGACAGCUUCUAUGGGUCUCUCAACAAGCCUCUGUCUGCAGCGAUGGGCAGAUCUCCAUUAGCCCUUGGGUCUCCAGUUUCUGGAGCCGACGACCCUUCUGGACCCUCUAUGGCAGCACAGGAUAUGGGGAGUCUUUAUCGUCCACCACGGGGCCUAAGACCCCAGCUUGGUGUUGGUGCUGUAAACAGGACUCCCUCUGCAGCUGUCAAGAACAGGAUGGUCCUAACAGGUCAGCCGAAGUCACCACUGACCCUCAGUCAACCAAUGCAGGCAGUAAACCCAACCACUCAAACCCCUCAGGAACCUCAAGAUCAGAGAAAGCCAGUGGCGAUUGGGUUAGCUGCUAAAUCGCUGCUGCCGAAGCCAUCUCAGUCUGGCCUGCGUCCUCCCGGUUACUCACGCCUCCCGCCGGCUCGUCUGGCCGCCUUUGGGUUUGUUCGGAGCUCUAGUGUCUCCUCUGUGUCCAGCAACCACUCGACCGACAGCACACGGAGUGACCCCUGCCGACCCACCUACCGUCCCAACAGUGUAAAUGAUGAGCCGCCACCGCUUCACCGUGUCACCACGUCACCUCCUGGAGAUGGAUCCAGAGCACCGUGCCGUAACACCCCUCAACCCCCCAACACCCCUGCACCCACACGCCGCUCCCUGCUGCCCCCUCCUCGAAGCUCCCCCGUGGCAUCCCGUAAGGAAUUCCAGAAGAGUUCUGAUGGCAUCCGAUCAUCUCUUUCCUCCCCAAAGAGACUCGCUGUAGUGUCUCCAAAACCGCAGUCUCCAGUCCUUCAGAGGCAACAGAGGGCAACAGUGGCGGUCCGAGGCUCAAGCAUGCAGAUUUUGCCUCGUACUGGCUCUCCGGGCCCAGAGAAGAAAAAAGAAGAAGAGCAGAAGAAAGAAAAAGAGCGAGAGGAAGUAGAGAGGCAUGAAGAGAUGCAGCUCUUGCAGGGUCGCUGUGAAGAACAGGCCAGACAACUACAGACUCUUCAGACAGAACUAAAGAAAACCAGCAUGAGACUGGAGGUCUUUGUGAUCUGCACUCAGCACUUCUCCCUCAAGAGUGAAAGUGCUGAGGAGAAGGAGAGAGAGUUGUCCCAGGAACUCAGUCGGAUUCAACAUGAAGUGGCCUUUAAUGCAGCUCGCUGGGAGCGUCUUCAGAAGGAGAAGAGAGAGCUGGAGGAGUGUUUUGAGAGGGAGCUGAGAGAGUUACAGGUGCAGCAGGAGUCUGAACUCGCUACCGUAGAGGAGAACCUGAGAUUACGGCACGCUUCAGACAGAGACCAUCUCAGAGCAGAGCACCAGUCAGAGGUGGAGGAGCUGCACACACAGCACCAGGAACAGAUUGAAGAGUUGACUGCCAACCAUGAGGCCGCCCUUGAAGACCUAAAGACCAUGCACAACAUCACAAUGUCAACACUGCAGGAAGAGCAUGCCAGGACCAUGAGGGACUUAAGGAAAGCCCAUGAGCAGCAAAAAGCCAGUCUAGAAGAGGACUUUGAGAAACUGCGCCUCUCGCUUCAGGACCAAGUGGACACUCUGACUUUCCAGAACCGGACUCUGAAAGACAAAGCCAAGCGUUUUGAAGAAGCUCUGAGGAAGAGCACUGAUGAACAGAUUGUGGAUGCACUGGCGCCAUAUCAGCAUAUCGAGGAGGACUUGAAGAGUCUGAAGGAGGUUCUGGAGAUGAAGAACCAGCAAAUUCAUGACCAGGAGAAGAAGAUCUGUCAUCUGGAGAAAGUGCAGGCCCAAAAGAACCUGUAUCUGGAGGAGCGGGUCCAGGUGCUUCAGCAGCAGAAUGAAGACCUGAUGGCCCGCAUUGAUCGCCAUCUCACAGUGUCGAGACAACUGUCUGAGGAGAACGCAAACCUUCAGGAGUAUGUGGAGAAGGAGACCAACGAGAAGAAACGGCUGAGCCGCAACAAUGAAGAGCUGCUCUGGCUUCUCCAGACGAGUCCCCAUCUGUCUCCUUCCUCUUCUCCCAUCCACAGAGCCUUCUUCCCCAGCCCUGAUAUCCCUCCUUACCCUUACUCUCCGGGUCCUGGGACCCCCACGCACUCCUGUUCUCCUGGCCCCUGUACGCCUUCUCACAAGGUGGCAUCUUCAGCACCAGGGACGCCCACUCUCAGAGGCUCACCAGCAGCACGCUCGUCCCCUGCCCGGAUCCCAAACGCCAACACUUUACCCAGAUGAGCUGUUUUAUUGAAUCCCAGCCCAUUACUGUCCAUUGUAACAGCAUUGUAUCGUUUUGGCGUGCAGACCGUCCAGAUUUUAUUUAUUAAGAUAAUGUCAACUCCAAUGGCCAGACAGCCUUUGUCACUUCCGUUUGUUGACGCAAAAGGUUUUUGUCUCAGAGAAUCAGACUUCGUAAAUGCGUAGCAUCAGAAUGAAAGAGCUAAUGAUGCUAAUGCUAAUGCUCAUGAUGUGCUGCCAACAAUGCUUGGUCUGCAUGGAGGCAGGACCGUUUUUGUGUAUAACUUUGACUCUAAAACAUGCUGUUGGACUCCAACACAAAUGUCUGUAGUUUCUUCUGAAUGACAUAUGAGAACUUUAUACAACAAAAAGCACUUUAGGUUCCUGCCCUACCUUCUUCCUACAGAUAAAUGCACCAGCAUUUUUUGUGGUCUGGUUUAUUUUUUUAUGCGAAAUGUCUUCUGAUUUUACAAAUCUCCCAAGUUCUGAUUUAGAAUGUUUCGAAUUAGUCAAGACACAUAUACUGCAAAAUGUCAUUUUCUUAAUUUUUUACAUACAGUAAAAUUAUCAACAUUUAUUUAUUUUUUAUCCUAUCCCCAUGGGCAUUUUUUAAAGCAUAACUUUAAAUAUAUAUACAUAUAUACAUACACUACCAUUCGCAAGCUGAUCUCAUGACGAAAACGUACCUGUGGGAAUUUUUCCGCAAGACGUGAAAUACGUAGCGCCAUGUACGCUUCGUGUCAUAUUUGAUGUGAAAUGUUUCAGGAUUCCCAAGGAUUCCGCAUCUUAAGUCCAUGUCGGCUGAGCUACCAAACAAGCUUGUUACAUCUGGAAAGUGAACCAUAUGGAGCCGUAAUCAUAACUGUACGAAAACGAUUACAAGUGCUCAAUGUUUUACCGCCUCUAGUGUUCAUUUCUGUUGGAAACUGCAGCGAUAUGUACUUAUUGUUACAUAUUUCACAUCUUACGAAAAAUUUCCAUCAGGUACGUUUUCGUUUUGAGAUCAGGUAGACCAUUCAAAAAUAUACAAUAAAAAUGGUAACAUUGUGAAAUAGUAUUACUAUUUAAAAUAGCUGUUUUCUAUUUUAAAUAACUGUAGGGGUAAACAAAAAUGCUUAUUAAGAAAACGAUUUUUGCAGUAUAAAGGCCUUUUCACAUUGUCUUAACAAACUGCAAUGCCUUCCACCGGUGCAAGAGCAGUUACAGUCCUGGACUCUCCAAAAGACUAAUCCAGCUAAUAUCAAAACCAGCUUUUUUAAGCAAGUGUUUCUUCAUACACAGAUCAGUUUGUUGAUAUGACAGCUUCGCUGGCACGGAUUCAUUGUGCCCGUUUUUACUGGUUGCUUGGUUAACAAGACAAAAAACUCUUCAGCAUCAAGUCUGUUCUUCCUGUUCUGCCUAACUUAUCUGACAAAAGCAAGUGCUCUCACUUCAUGCAUGACAUAAAACAGGGAGAUCAAACAAAUGUAUAGGUACCGACUACAGGAAAUGUUGUUGUAAAUUGUAGUUGUAAUUUUUAUUAGUACUUUGUAAUUUAAUGGACAUUUUGCUACUUGAUGUGCAUGUGAUGUAAGUCUUCCAUUCUUAAUGUGAAUCCUAGGAUAGUUGUCAUGUUAGCGUAGAUACUCGGACUCCUGAGGAUGAUAGCUUCCACCUCUGAUUAGUUUUUUUUUUUAAUGUUUGAGGGCGAUAUUUUACCCAUAACUACUAGGACAGUAGUACUAGGAGUUUCUUCUUUAUGUCACACCUGUCAGAGGUGUGUUGCAGGUAUGUUAUAGAUGUGUAAAAGUUUUACAGAGGUACAAUAUGGCAGUUAAACGUAUGUUUGGAUUUAUCUUUAUUGUAAUGCUGGUUAACUCUUGUAUUACCUCUGUAAAGUGUAGCAUAACCUAGAGAGAGAUUUCUCUGUAUGAGUGAACUAGAAAAGAAUGUAACUGUGUCUUUAAAUGUUGUAUGAUAAAGUUCAGGGAAAUAAUUUUGCUCUGUUUUCAAGGCAGUUUUUGGUUGUUUUUUGUUUUGUUUUUUAAUGAAAAAUAAGAAGACAUUCCUCUUGCAAAGUGGGUUUUGAUAUUUCAAAACAAAGUGGCCAUUUCUUUGAAUUUUUUAAAAUUUGGAUUUUUUUUUUUUUUUUUUUUUACGAUUGAUACAUCUUUCAAUGGUCAACCUUUGACACUUUUGAUAUGAAUGAGAAAUUUUGUACUCUUCACUGAUAAUAUUUUUCUAUUAUCAGUUGGUGCUUGUACAGGGUAUCAUACACAGAAGUACAAUAAUCUGCUAUUCAAGACCAGCAAUCUACAAAAAAAAUCCACACACACACAGCAAGUAUGUAUUUGCAGAUGUUUUUCUUCAUUUGAGACACUAUUGUUUACAGUUUAAUUUUUUUUUAUUACUGUGAAAUGUAUUUUUAUUCUAUUUCUAAUGCAUUUUCAAAUUAUGUAGCUUUGCAUUUUGAAUUAAUUUCAUUUGCUUCUGUCACUGUGAUAGAAAUGAUUUGUCGUUGUUCAUUUUUUGCUACUCUGGCACAGAUUCAAAGGAGUUUCCUGGAUGUUUCCUGUCAAGCACAAUACUGUUAUAUACCACACCCAAAAAAAGUUGAAUAUUUUAAAAGCGUGUUUUUUAUUAUUAUUAAAACAUUUUAUUAAACAACAGCAGAUCAUUUUACAUUAGUAACUUGUCUAUAAUUCUGAAUAAUUUUGAUUCACAAGAAGUACAUAAAUGUUUCAGCAAUGUGCCUUCAUUUAUUGUGCAAAGUAGCAAAAAUGAAAUGGUUAUUACAUUAUAGCCACCUAACAAACAUGCUUCUAAUAUCUGGUUUAAUACAAAAAAAAAAAAAAACAUCUUUUUAAUAUUGGUUUGCUUAUUUUAUUUAUUCGUUUUCGUUUUUGUUUUUUUUUACUGAAUAAUUUUAAAACUAGAUUGAUUUUACUAGUAUUUAAUUUAAUUUUCCAUUUUAAUUUUGUUUUACUUUUUUCAUAUUGUGUAUAUUUAUAUUUAUGUUCUAAUUGUCUCAACAAAAAAACCUCAGCAACCUCAAUCUGCACCUGCUAUGGUUUAUAACAAAGUACAAAAUUGUUACUAAUCUACAUUUACUAAAAGCAGUAAAUAUGUAUUUAAUUGUAUACUUAAAAAUCCUGUUUUUGUUUUCUGUAUGGCCCUCAAGAUGACCUUCACUAUGGCAUUAGUCCAUAGAUUAUAAUGAAUGACAUGAAACAGCAGAAUCCUGAUCUAAGACACUGACACUUUGUCCUGUGGACAUCUAAACUACUGAAUGUUAGCUUAUCCCUGAAAAUACUGACACAGUCAAUGUAAACUGGGAGUGGUGGAGUCACUUAUUGGACUGAAUGAAAUUUGUCCAUCUGUCUAUUUACUAACAUUUGACUUCUAUAAUGUCUUUUCUGACUGGAUUUACAGUCAUUUGUAAGCUAUUUAUUGUGUUGUAGUGUACAGUAAUCGAUGCAUGUUUGUCUUGGAUGGAUCAUUCCUUCCCCUUGUUCGUUUUCAACUUGUGAUGGUUCACUCUGUAACUGUAGCAUAGAAAAUAUAAUAAGGAAUGGAAAGAAUUUAUAUAUAACUCAUUUGUAUUCACUACGGGGGGUGGGGAUGAAUAUUAAAAUGUUUCAAA
Molecule: messenger RNA, 8163 nt
Organism: Onychostoma macrolepis
Lineage: Eukaryota; Metazoa; Chordata; Actinopteri; Cypriniformes; Cyprinidae
Gene: mtus2a
Product: microtubule associated tumor suppressor candidate 2a
Exons: 15
Coding region: 615-4541 (1308 amino acids)
Cellular component (GO): nucleus; cytoplasm
Molecular function (GO): microtubule binding
Source: RefSeq, a predicted model, not a curated record